Molecule: messenger RNA, 578 nt
Organism: Haplochromis burtoni (Burton's mouthbrooder)
Lineage: Eukaryota; Metazoa; Chordata; Actinopteri; Cichliformes; Cichlidae
Exons: 5
Coding region: 198-551 (117 amino acids)
Biological process (GO): macroautophagy; autophagosome assembly; cellular response to nitrogen starvation
Cellular component (GO): cytosol; autophagosome membrane; autophagosome
Molecular function (GO): GABA receptor binding; ubiquitin protein ligase binding
Source: RefSeq, a predicted model, not a curated record
UUGUUGUUUUCGUUGAGCAGAAUAAGUAGAGCGGUCGACAUCUUUGACAGCGAUAGCCGUUUCGUGCGCGAUCGUGCGUUUUUUAUUAGCAUUUAAAAAGAAUUCUGGUUAUUUUUGGGGGGGAAAUUUGACAGCCCAGAGCACCACUGGAGUAUAUCUUUUUUUCUGACCUGUUUUGACUAAAACUUGUUUUAAAGAUGGGCAGUCAGUACCAGCGCUCAGUACCACUAGAAGUGAGGAGAGCAGAGGGAGAGAGAGUUCGGGCCAAGCAUCCCGACAAGAUACCGAUCAUUGUUGAGAGGUCCCCGAGGUCACGAGCUCCUGAACUGGACAAGAAGAAAUACUUAGUACCCUCCGAUUUAACAGUCGGCCAGUUGUGCUUCCUAAUCCGUCAGCGUGUGUCUUUGAGACCAGAGGAGGCGCUCUUCUUCUUUGUCAACAACUCUCUUCCCCCAUCCAGCUCCCCUCUUUCUGCAGUAUAUGAGGAGCACCAUGAAGAGGACCUGUUUCUCUACAUGACCUACAGUAAUGAGAGCGUGUACGGUGCAUGAGGACGAACGAAAGACUCAAGCAAGCAA